Molecule: messenger RNA, 6381 nt
Organism: Oncorhynchus tshawytscha (Chinook salmon)
Lineage: Eukaryota; Metazoa; Chordata; Actinopteri; Salmoniformes; Salmonidae
Product: formin-like
Exons: 17
Coding region: 892-6186 (1764 amino acids)
Biological process (GO): actin nucleation; cortical actin cytoskeleton organization; actin filament network formation
Cellular component (GO): nucleus; endoplasmic reticulum membrane; cytoskeleton
Molecular function (GO): microtubule binding; actin filament binding
Source: RefSeq, a predicted model, not a curated record
UUCCCUUCAAACACUGUGGCUACUACUGUUGUGGACAGAGUCUUCAGUGAAGAGGGAAGGAAAGGAGAGGCUGGAGCGUUGGAAGGGGAGGACUGCUAAAGUCUACUGCAGGGAAGGAUUGUUUUUUAGUGAGAGAAGGAAGGAGGAGAAGAGUCAGGGUCGGUUGUGGAGGAGAGAACCAGACCAACUGUUUGAUACUGUGGCAGCUGCUGAUAGACUGUCUUCAGUGAAGAGAGAAGGUAACAAAGCUGGAGAGCUGGAUGAGGUCUGCUACAGUCUAGUUGGAGAAAAAGCUAGAGGGUUCUGAACAGAAGACGGGGAUCUGAACAGAGAAGGAGAAGAUGAGACUGGUGAUAGAGUUUUUAUUAAAGCUAAAUGAUAGAGCUCAAGAAUGUGUUGGUAAAAAAAAUGCUGGUAACUCACUGCAUGACUAAGUACCACUUCUGGUUAUUUUUUCCAUGCUGAUGUUUCAUCCUCACAAAACAUUUUUAGCGGCAUAUGGUAUCUCCAUCAACACCUUCAGCUUUUGGAGGACUUUUCAAAGAAUAUAACUACUCAAACUUCCAUCAGCUUUUACAGUGGCUACAAAAAAGAGGAAAAUAAGUUUGAAUAUGUAUUUUUUUAAUAGUUGGAUUUAGAUGCCUUUGUUAUUUUCCUCUGGAGCAGACGCAGAAUGUGUUUCUGGAGAGGUGUACGGACGUACUGUUUCCCGUCAACACUGAAUGGCCACAUUGUGUUGGACUAACACAGCAUUACCUGGAUUAGAGACAGAUUCAAGUACAUUAAAGUGUACGGUGUGUGGGGCGAUCACUGGAUCUGCUUUGGAACGGAAUCAUAUUAGAUGUUAUGAUUUAUUUUUUGAUGAUUUAGACCUGGAUAUAGAUCUCAAACAUGAAUGCUAACGGCAACACAGCUGCUGCUCAGGGGAAGGCCUCUUCCAACUCCACCAUAUUCACCCGCUCCAACCGCUCCGAGUUCCAGCAGCCUGAUGUCGAGAUGCCGGUCCUGAAGUUCUUCCGGACUCUCUCUGAAGAGACAGACACUUCUCCCGAGAAUGUCAACAGCAGUCAUGGAACAUCUGUUGAAGUCAAUGGAAAUGAGAGGACAGCAGGGGGUUCAAGUGCAGUAGGUGUGGUGCAGAAGAAUGGAGAAUCCACCACCCACACCACAGUUGUGCGGACCAAUGAGAGAAAGGAAGUAUUUGGAACAGAGGGCUGCAGGGAAUUGGAGUCUGUCGAUGGGAUGCCACCAGGGACUAGCUGUUCUGUGGAUUGUGACAGGAAUGGAGGUCUGGCUCAAUGGAUUCCAAAAGCACAGAGUGACAUCAUGGACUUAGAGGAAGAAAAUGCAAAAGACUACAUUGCAGAUAACAAGACCCAUUUACAAGGAUAUGGUGGGUCAACAGACCAAUCGGAUGGCUGCAUUCCAGAAAGGACAUCUCACUUACAAGGAUAUGUGGAGCCAAUGGAUUCUUUAAAAAAUGAACUGAGAGUGUCCAUAGACAAACAUAGGAACAGUGGAGCAUCAGACGACUACAGUAGGGAGGAGCCUAUAGACACAGACACACAGUGUGCUACAGGCAGCACCAAUCAGGACGUAGACACUGACUGUCCCAGUACAGACCAGUCAGAGACAACUGACCAGCAACGUCUGUACAGAUCUACAGACAAAAUUCAUCAAGAUAUAUUAAAAAGUGAUGAAAUCACUAACACUGAUGACAAAUACAACGCAAAGGAUGUUCGCAACAACACAGAUGAAUCUACAGACAAGCACAACAUACUGACCUGGUUAACAGACAGUGAAACCAAUCCAGCAAGCAGCAGUACACAGGAAACAUGUACAGAUGAUAAGCAAAUCCAAGACUUACCAACACCUGAUGAUGAUUUGACCAGAGACCUUGCUAACCCUACUGCAGUAAGAGCUGGUAAACCUCAAGACUUACCGACACCUGAUGAUGAUUUGACCAGAGACCUUGCUAACCCUACUGCAGUAAGAGCUGGUAAACCUCAAGCCUUACCGACACCUGAUGAUGAUUUGACAAGAGACCUUGCUAACCCUACUGCAGUAAGAGCUGAGAAACCUCAAGACUUACCGACACCUGAUGAUGAUUUGACCAGAGACCUUGCUAACCCUACUGCAGUAAGAGCUGGUAAACCUCAAGACUUACCAACACCUGAUGAUGAUUUGACCAGAGACCUUGCUAACCCUACUGCAGUAAGAGCUGGUAAACCUCAAGCCUUACCGACACCUGAUGAUGAUUUAACCAGAGACCUUGCUAACCCUACUGCAGUAAGAGCUGGUAAACCUCAAGCCUUACCGACACCUGAUGAUGAUUUGACAAGAGACCUUGCUAACCCUACUGCAGUAAGAGCUGAGAAACCUCAAGACUUACCGACACCUGAUGAUGAUUUGACAAGAGACCUUGCUAACCCUACUGCAGUAAGAGCUGAGAAACCUCAAGACUUACCGACACCUGAUGAUGAUUUGACCAGAGACCUUGCUAACCCUACUGCAGUAAGAGCUGAGAAACCUCAAUACUUACCAACACCUGAUGAUGAUUUGACCAGAGACCUUGCUAACCCUACUGCAGUAAGAGCUGGUAAACCUCAAUACUUACCAACACCUGAUGAUGAUUUGACCAGAGACCUUGCUAACCCUACUGCAGUAAGAGCUGGUAAACCUCAAUACUUACCAACACCUGAUGAUGAUUUGACCAGAGACCUUGCUAACCCUACUGCAGUAAGAGCUGGUAAACCUCAAGACUUACCAACACCUGAUGAUGAUUUGACCAGAGACCUUGCUAACCCUACUGCAGUAAGAGCUGAGAAACCUCAAUACUUACCAACACCUGAUGAUGAUUUGACCAGAGACCUUGCUAACCCUACUGCAGUAAGAGCUGGUAAACCUCAAGACUUACCAACACCUGAUGAUGAUUUGACCAGAGACCUUGCUAACCCUACUGCAGUAAGAGCUGGUAAACCUGACACCAGUGGAACACCAUCUUCAAACAACACAACUGUGAUUCUAACCAUGAUCAGGACUGAACCUGUUUCUGAGGAGCAGCAGCAUACAGUCGCUGAAACGGAGACUGUUGUUGGUACUACAGGACAGACUGAGGAGCCAGGCUGUGGGUCUAGCAUUGAGGUGAAGGUGAGAGGGGAGACCUACCCACACUCAGAUUCAGACAGUAUCACUGGGGCAGUAGUGGAGACAGGAGAGACCGAUACUGAGAAUGACAGGGUGGUGUCUUGUCCCUCUGAAACUAUGCUGUCCUCUGAAGUGACAGAGAGAGCACCUGCAGAGGCAAAGUCUACAGCCGGGCCUUCUCACCCAACAAGUCCCCAGGGGCCAACCUCAACCCCAGGUCCAACCAGUGGCCCUCCCCCUGGCACCACCUCCAUCCGAGCCACCUUCUCCCUCGGUUCCCCGGUGGAGAAGCCCCUCCAGCUGCCUGCCCUCUUCAGUGGUCUGAGGACCCUAAAGAAGGGAGCGGCAGGGUCGGAUCAGGACAUAGUGGCCCUGAUCAAACCACCAUCACCAUCAGACCUGGGUGUGAACAAGCCUGUGAGGAGAGAGCAGAAGACGGUUCGCAGGAGGCAGGGGACUUUCUUGGACCAGCUCUCCCAGUUCCUGAACAUGGAGAAGGAUGACAACAGUAAGAUGAAGGAGUCUACAGGAGAGGAGAGUAAGGAGUCUACAGGAGAGGAGAGUAAGGAGUCUACAGGAGAGGAGAUGAGGGAGUCUACAGGAGAGGAGAGGAAGGAGUCUACAGGACAGGAGAGAAAGGAGUCUACAGGAGAGGAGAGAAAGGAGUCCAAGCUGUCAGAAGAGUCUAAAGAAUUCAGCGAUGAACCUGAGGAAGUGAGGGAGGUGAAAGAGAAGACAGAGAAGGAUACAGAGACAGAAAAGACAGAGCAGGAUACAGAGAAAGAGAAGACUGAAGGACUGUCGGUGAUAAAGCCUCCGGAAUCUUCAGAACCUUCUGAGACUCUAGAACCUAAGGAACCUCAGAAGCCUCCCUCCAGGGCGGAGGUGGCAUUUGAUGAGUUCAAGGCCUUUUUCGUCCCCAGGCCCCUGAGGCGGGACCAGGAUGCAGUGAAGCGGAAGGCCUGGAUCUUUGAGAGAACCUUCAAGACUCCUGAAAAGAAAACUGAUUCAAAAUUGCGGGCGUCGACCCCAGGUGAUGGAGAGGACCGGUCCACCCCAGGCCGUCUGCAGGCCAUCUGGCCCCCAACUAAGGAGGAGAAAGUGGGACUGAAAUACACAGAAGCCGAACACCAGGCAGCCCUCCUGCAGCUGAAGAGAGAAUGCAAUGAGGAGAUGGAGAAGAUACAGGAGGACUUUGGAAAGCAGCUGCGCCAGGUGAGAGGGGACAAUGAGGAGCGUGUAUUCCACCUAGAGUGCAACCUGGCCCGGCUACAGAGCGACCUGGCCCUGGGUGCGCACCACCGUCGUGGAGACCUCCGAGACGUUGCCGUAUCCACGGGAGAUGACCUCUCACAACGGACCGUCCACAACGUGUGCGUCCAGACGGACCAUCAGACCUUUAUCAGAACCCCUGAGGAUGAGGAGGGAGGUGUCAGGCUGGGCCCCCAACCCCCCCUCAACGUGCCUAAGAGACUGGGCCUGGCUUCUAUCAGUCUAAAUCUGUCUGGACAGGCUACCUCUCCCUCUUCUCCCUCUUCUUCCCCCCUCCCUCCUCCACCUCCUCCUCCUCCUUUCCCAAAACAGACCCAGGGACUUGACGGCCCUCCUCCAACCUCUCUACCAGGCUGCAGCCCUCCACCCCCUCCACAGCCACCAGGCUGUGUCCCCCCUCCCCCUCCAGGUGUGUUGGUGGAUAAACCCCACAGGAAGCCUGCUGUGGAACCAGCCUGUCCCAUGAAGCCUCUCUACUGGACCAGGAUACAGAUACAGGACAAUAAGGACACACUGUGGAACUCUCUUGUGGAACCAGACAUCAUCAACACCACAGAGUUUGAAGAUCUGUUCUCCAAGACCACCUUGCAGACCAAGAAAAAACCUCUGUCAGAGGCCUAUGAGAAGAAAGCCAAGGCCAAGAAGGUCAUCAAGCUGCUGGAUGGGAAGCGUUCCCAGGCUGUAGGGAUACUCAUCUCUAGUCUGCACCUGGAGAUGAAUGACAUACAGCAAGCUGUGCUGAUGGUGGACAACUCCAUCGUGGACAUGGAAACCAUCCAGGCCUUAUAUGAAAAUAGAGCCCAGCCCGAUGAGCUGGCGCAGAUAACGAGACACUACCACACUUCAGAGGAGGAACUGAUCAAGUUGCUGGACAAACCUGAACAGUUCCUCUAUGAGUUAUCUCAGAUACCAGACUUCCCAGGCAGAGCUUCAUGUAUCAUCUUCCAGUCUGUCUUCAUAGACGCCAUCGCCUCCAUACAGCGGAAGGUUGACAUCGUCUCUCGCGUCUGCAAGGAUCUGUUGGAGACCUCCAGUGUGAGGGAAGUAAUGGGUCUGGUUCUAGCUCUGGGGAACCACAUGAACGGGGGCAACAGGACCAGAGGACAGGCUGACGGCUUCGGGCUGGAGAUCCUGCCCAAACUGAAAGACGUCAAGAGCAGGGACAAUCGAAUCAGUCUGGUCGACUACGUGGUAUCAUACUAUCUCCGCAAUCUGGAUGAGAAUGCUGGGACAGAGAGAAGUGUGUUCCCUCUCCCCGAGCCUCGGGAUGUGUUCCUGUCAGCCCAGGUCAAGUUUGAAGACAUCACCAAGGAUCUGAGACAGCUGAGACGGGACCUGACAGUGUGUGAGAAAGGUGUUCAGAAGGUGUGUUCCAGCUCUCCAGACGAGCACCUCCAGCCAUUUAAGGACAAGAUGGAGGCGUUCGUUCUGAUUGCGCAUAAAGAACAUGAUGACGUGCAUGCCCAGUUGAUGUUUGCACAAAAAAGCUUCCACGAGCUGGUGACGUUCUUAGGGCUGAAGCCCAAGACAGGAGAGACCGAGGUGGCGACAGGUCACUUCUUUAUGCUGUGGUUUGAGUUCUGUACCGACUUCAUGACCAGGUGGAGGAGAGAGAACAAGAAUAUCUCCAAAGAGAGACUGAAAGAGGCUCAGCUGUCGGUGAAGAAGAUUACAGCAGACAAGAAGGUGGAAACUAGGAAGAUCAUCCCUAACAGCCUGAAAGAGAGACUGCGCCAGAAAGAAGCAAACAUGGUGGCCACAAGCUGAGAGACAGAACAGAGAAGAACAGGAAAGAGAAGAGAAGACAUUAAUGAAAAGAGUGAUGGUUUGAUGUGUGACAGGACUGGGGACUCCUCCCACCUUCUCCCGUCACCGCCCCUUAGCCACCCACACAGGACUGGGGACUCCUCCCACCUUCUCCCGUCACCGCCCCUUAGCCACCCACACAGGACUGGGGACUCC